AUGGAAGGGAAAAGAUCGUCCAAAGAUGAAAGCAGCGGUAGUUCAGAUGAAAUUGAGUCCCAAGAAGAUAUUGAAGAAGACCUUCCAAAAAGUGAAGAAGAGGAAGAUAAAGGGUCUAAUAAGGAAAUAACUUUUUAAAUAAUAUUUUUAAUAUUAUUUUUUUUUAAAAUAUAUACCUUUUUGGAAGACUAAAUAAUUUAUUAUUGAUAAUUUUUUUAAAAAAAUAAUUAAUUCAAUAGUCUCCAAAAAGGUAUAUUUUUAAGCUUCUAAUAAGUCACAUUCUGAUAAUGAGCUUGGUGUUAUGAAAUUACGCAGGAAAAAAACCCAAAGGAGUACCUAUAGUUUUCGUACUGACAGAAGAAAUCCUCGAGGCACAAGAACUAAAAAAAGUGAGUCCAAGCGAAAACAAGCUUUAGCCGGCCGCGGAAGAAAAAAAGCAAAAAAUUCCUAUGACAAGCCAGACUGAAGCAAACGCAGCGAAAGUGAAAGCGAAGAAUCUUUUACAGCUGUGGAGCAUACAGUUGAAAGCCAAGCCCUUCCUAUCGUUGAAAAAUUCUUAUACAAGCCUGGAGUCCCAUGGCCAGAUCUAACACCUUAUUUACAGCAGCUUAUAGAAAUAAGAAUAGCUAGAGAAUACAUAACCCCAUUAAACAAGCAAGUAAAAGAGCGGCAAUUGUGGGGAAAUGAAGUCUAUGCUAUGUUAAAUUAAUUAUUUUAUUUAUUCAUAAUAAACUAUUUUUAUUAAAAAUUAAUUUAAAUAGGCUUAUACAAGUGAAUCUGACAUUGUGGCUGCCAUGCAUCAUGUGGGACUCAUUAAUAUAUGAAAUGACCUAAGUUCUCAAUAUGAAGGCGUCGCCGUAAUAGCUAGAGUCACCAAAGGGAGAAAUAACUAUAUAAGCUGCAUAAGAAAUGGAAUCAGAAGCAAAAGAUGCACAAAUUAUGAAGGGCAUAGUAUCAAGCCAGAAAGAAUAAUUCUUCUGCCAUCACUAGGGAAACUUGAAGAACUGGUCGAAAUGGCCAAAAAAAUGCCUACAGAUUUCCCUAAAAUCAGACAAAAACCUAGCUUAAAUACAAAAACAAUGAAAAUUAUUCCUGGGACUUAUUUUAUUUUUAAUAUUAGCUUUGAGCCGGCUAUUCCUUAUUCAUUAGAAAAUUUUGGAGAUAAAGGCUGGGAUGAAGCUGAAUUUGUGAGUGCAAAAUUAAAAGAAAAUGCGCUUUAUGUUGAAACUUGUAAUAAGAGAUUUGAAAUUUCACUAGUGAGUGAAGGAGAAGAAGAUCAGAUUUUUGAACAUCAGGAUAAAUAUAGAUGGGCUGAGGUGAAAUUCCCUAUCAUGUUUAAAGAUAUUGAAUAGGUAAAAAUAAAUUUUUUGGCUUAAGCAAUUGUUUUUGUAAAAAAUAUAAAAAAAUUAAUUUUAAUGGAGCCAUUGAAUUUAUGAAAGAAAACAGAGUUCCACUUGAUGAAAAUUAUGUGUCAGUGAUAUACAAAAAUUUAGACUGGACCAACAUAGAGUGGAGCAGCACUUCAGUAUUUGUGAAUGGAGUUGAAUAUGGACCACUUAAAUGCUUUAAAUAUAUCCCUAUACAUGAUUAA
Blepharisma stoltei is the source of this 1591-nucleotide messenger RNA. NCBI's taxonomy places the organism in Eukaryota, Ciliophora, Heterotrichea, Heterotrichida, Blepharismidae. The record is from the annotation of a GenBank genome assembly.